This is a messenger RNA of Penicillium griseofulvum, 1050 nucleotides long. RefSeq lists its product as uncharacterized. The transcript has 6 exons. NCBI's taxonomy places the organism in Eukaryota, Fungi, Ascomycota, Eurotiomycetes, Eurotiales, Aspergillaceae. The record is from RefSeq and is a predicted model, not a curated record. Bases 1 to 1050 code for a protein of 349 amino acids.
AUGGUCAAAACAACACUAUCCACCACCGCAUCCCUGCUGAUGCUGGCAACGACCGCCUUUGGUGCGUGCAACAGCUACACCACCUGCGCUGACAACAUCGUCCACUGGUACGAUCCGACAAACGGGGAAGUCUGCGACCCGCUGAACUGUGGUGGCGGCCGCGCUCCUGUCAAGUACGACGUCCCCUGCUGUGCUGCCUACCGAGGCACGGAACCAUGCAUUAUUACAACCUCUACUCUCUCCUGCUGGUCACCUUCGACCGCCCCCACUCCUUCGGCAAUCGCAUCCGCUAGCGCUGAUGAAACUACAUCUUCCACUGCCACUCCCACAGCCGAUACCAGUGUUUCAUCUUCCACUGGGGCAUCUUCUACCGGAGCAGCGGCUGAGACUUCCUCGCACACUAAGUCGGGUACUACCGCUGCUCCCUCGACUACAGAACCUCCAACUCAACUGUCAAACUCAGCAACGUCAGAAACUGGCUCAACGAGCACUUCUACCCCACCAGUCUCCACCAAUAUUGCGGUGGGCCGUAAGAAUCCGAAUGGGGCCAAAGAACUAUCCCUUAACGGGUUAAAUAUUUUCCGUAUAACGGAUCAAUCGCUCGCUUUCGUCGUUCCAAACUGCAUAUCGGUCACCAUGGCGCGAGUUUCCGUUGUUUUCACGCUCUUCGCCCUCCUAGCCGCUACUCUAGUGACUGCAUUUAACCAAACAUUGGAAUUGGAGAAUGGGGACUGCGAUAACAACUGCUACUUUAGCAGUUUCCCCGGUGGAUCCUGCACAGACGAUGUAGCAUGCAUGUGUAACAAGCACAAGUAUCGCGAGGCAUACUUCUGCUGCAUGAAGGAUUGUAACCCCAAUGUCAUGCCUGAGUCCAUUACGCGACAGCAUAGGGAAUGUAUUGCCAGAAACCUGGACUUCACCUUUGAUGCAGAAGCUCGUUGCGGUGUCAAGUUGACUACUUCCGCUGUCCUCAACAACGUCGGUUUCUACUACUUCGGCGGUAUCUUCGACAGUUUCCCAGGGGGUUUCUUCGGCAGGAAAUCAAACUAG